CAGGAGUCUCCCCUCUGCAAUGUGCCAGAGUCAGGCAGCUCUAGUGACCUCAUGCAGGACUCGGGGGGAGGAGGAGGAGGAGGAGGCGGAGUGGAAAGAAAGGCUGAAGCGCAGCGCUGAACUCUUACUGGGAGAGAGUGGGAUCUGUGCACUUAGGGAGGAAAGCACUAACUGAUCUCUCGAACUCCCUUCCAUCUGCCUCAGACACAGACUCACAAGCCCUGAACCCCUGCUCUCUCCUGCUCUUUGCCUGGCGCUGUACCAUUCUGGAACUGGCAGCAUUUAUUCUCUAACCCCCUUACUGGUUCAUUUUCCAUGGACAUUACUCUUUUAUAGCGGGACUUUCUGUUCGGUUGUUCUGUCGGGUCCUGAGAGAGUUCCGCGCAAUACUGAGCUAUGAUCCCGUUCCGCGCAAUGCAGUCUGGCGGGGCUGCCCCUGCUCCGCGCUCCUCGGCUCCUCUGCUACUGGCGCUGCUCUGUGCUGUCCUAGUACUGAGCGGGGCCACUCCGCCCCUCACCUAUCAGCGGUCGGGCCAGAAGGGCAAGAACUGGUGCGCUUACAUUAUCAAUAAGAAUGUCAGCUGCACAGUCAUGGAUGGGACGGAGAGCUUUAUUCAGCCUCAGUACAGAUGCGCCUGGAAUCAGAUCCACUGUCAGCCAACAAUGGCAUAUAGAGUGGGUUUCCGACCAAGAUACACCACGUCGUACAAAGUAGUCACAGAGUUGGAAUGGAGGUGCUGCCCUGGCUUUAAGGGGGUGGAUUGCAAAGAUGGUCCGUCUGAAGAGGCCAAGUCUAUUCCUCUACAGACCUCUAGGCCUGCUGCUGGCAGCAAAGAUACUGGCAACAAAGGCAUUGGGGGCAAAGAUAUUGGUACAGGUAUAAAUCGGCAAAAGCCACAGGAGGCCAAAGGCCAGUUGCAGGAACUGCAGAAUUUAAAUGAAGCACAAGAGAAAAAAAUUCAUUUCCUGGAAGAUGAAAUGCUGCGCCUGACCCAGACAGUGAUUGACAUGCAAACAUCCUUGGCAGGUGUGAAUGAGAACCUAAAGAUUACUAUUCAGGAGGAUGUGAGUAAGAAUCUAGUGUCAUGGCUCAACAACUUGCCACGGCCAGAAAGUUUCUCUGGUGGUAAAACCGAGACUAUUACUUUUCAAGGAUUUUCUGGAAGUACAGAAAAAGAAGAUGGCGUAAGAGACAUUAUUUCUGAAUUAAAUAGUAUGAAAGAAGCCUUACAGAGCAAAAGUCUUUUGAUUGAUAAACUAAAUGAAAAAUUAAAUGGUUAUGAAGAAAGUUUAAGGCAAUUCCAGGAGGCAUCACAUGGGCCUGCCCCUACAAUACACACUGUUAGUGCUCCAGAGAACUCUAUAGAGGAAAAAUUAGAAGCACUUAGAGAUGAAAUGCUAGAUGGAAUGGACAGAAAAAUGGCAGAUCUGAAAAAUUCUUGUGAUUAUAAACUAACUAGUGUUCAGCAACAAUGUGAGGACCAUGAGACCAGCUGUUUGGGUGUGAUAGAGCUGCUUAGGGAGAAAGAAACACAACUCAGAAAGGAAAUAAAUGCAGUAAAGUCCCAGGGAGGCAUACAAGGAAACGGUCAGAGCUGCUGCACAAAUAAUGGGGAUCUUGACAGUAAAAUAAAACAUUUAGAUCAAAAGGUUGAGAGAAUUUCUGAAGCACACAAGGUACUCAAUAGCAGGAUAGACAAUGAGAUACAGCGUAUAAACUCUCUAUCACCAGACAGUAUUUAUGAGGAAAGAUUGACUGAAUUGGAUUUUAAAAUUAACAUUACAGAGAAGAAUGCUGAGGAGCAUUGCUUUUAUAUUGAGGAGACACUGAGGGGGUUGAUUACCACAAAUUCCAAUGAAAUGAAGGAUCUAGAUACAAGACUGCAGAAAAUGGAAGAUGUUGUAUGGGACAUUGUGAAUGCAUCUUCUCCUGAUGUUGUGCAUUCCAGUGUUGGGUCAACAGCUCACCAUGGACCAGGAUCUGUCAGUGGACAUCUUGUGACUGAAAUAAGGGACCUGAAGGAUGCAGUGCAUCAACUCGAAGGCCAAAUGUUUUCAAUUUUGCACACUAAUGUAGACUAUUCAAACCAUAAUGAUGGACAUAAAGAAAAUGAUAAUUUUAUUCUUUUAAAAUCUUUGAAUGAUACAAUAAAUGAAAAGUUUGACCUGAUUCAGCUGAACAAAGUAGGCAUAGAAACAGUGAGGGGAGACUUGCAUAAACUAAACCAUAAACUGAAUAGUUAUGAAGAGGAUGUGAAUUUGUUAAAAGAUGGAGUGAGUCUGUUUAACAAUCAGAUACUGGAUAUCAAGGCUACUGUUAAAAAUACUGAAUCAGGACUACAUAAAAAAGUAGGGGAAGUUGAAAGACUUUGCAAAGAUACCUCAUACUCCGCAGCAAAUAAUGAAUGCUGUAGCGGCCUUCAGAGCAAAUUUGAACUACUGAGCAGUGAAAUAACUGCUGACAAAGGAACAUGUACCAAACAUACUCAGGGAAUUCAAAAGGAGAUGUCUAAUGUGGAUGCUAGACUCUCAAAGUUGGAGAACGUUUGUGGGAAGCUUGACACUAUCUCUGGCAGUAUGCAGAGGAUAAAAGAUGGCCUUAAUAAGCAUGUUACCAGCCUGUGGAACUGCAUACAUACAAUAAAUGGAACAGUAAAGUCACAUUCCAAUGACAUUUAUGGUCUAAAGAAUUCAGUCCAGGUGUUUCACAGCCAGGUCUCCAAAAUCACUUCUGAUCUUGACAAUCUGAUCAAGAGCCAACCGGCAGUAGGAAAUGAACCAGAGCAGACAUUUCAAACUAGAAUUACACCUCCACUCCCACCAAGAGAACCUCAAAAGCCAGCCUACCCCCAAGUUCCACAACAACCAGUUAUCCCACAAGACUCACAAAUCCCACAACAGCCUGUGAUACCACAAAUACCUCAGUACCCAACACAGCAUAAAGUAACAGAACCUGCAACACAACCAAAGCUACCUCAGAUGCCAAGUGGCUCAAAACCAAAUCAGCAACCAUCACAACCAAGGCAACCUUUCUUGCCAGACUCUUCAGUUAUCGUCAUCCCUGUGCAUCCUGGAAGCGAUGGUGUCAUUGUAGAGACUGGUCAGGCCGGCCCCCCAGGAAGAAUGAGCAAGACUGAAUCAAGACAGCCUCAAGGUUCAAAUGAGCAGGAAGCAAUCUUAAUGUCAACAGGCUCAGCAGCAAGAAUACUCAAGUCUGGAUCUCAACGGCCUCAUGGUGCGGAUGGACAACAAGAUAUGUCAGUUUCAAAAGGGUUUGCAGGAGCUCCAGGAUACCCGGAAAAACAUUUAAAUGCAAGAGAUCAAGCAAAAAGACCCGGUGCUUCAGCAUCACAAGAUCCUUUUAACAUCCCAGCAUUUUCAGAAGCACAAGAGAAUCUCAAAGUAUCUGCCUUUUCAGAAUCACAAGGAGCCACUACAACAACAACAGCUUUGAUUUCCUUCUCUGUUGGGCUGAAUGGAGACAGGGAGUCUUUUGAGGAUGGAGUCAUCCAGUUUAACAAUGUUUUGGUCAAUGAUGGAGAACACUAUAACCCAGAGACAGGUAUAUUUACUGCUCCUAUUGAGGGUCGUUAUAUGAUUACAGCAGUCCUCACCCCUGAACAAGACUAUCACGUUGAAGCAGUUUUGUCAGUGUCCAACAAAAGCGUGGCCCAGAUGGACACGUCUGGCUACAGAAGAGAAAGGCUGGAAUAUAACAAACCAGGGAGACCCAUAUGUGGGGGAGUAGGUACUUUCCAUCUCAUCCUGCAUCUGAAAUCUGGAGAUGAAGUCAGUAUUGAACAGAUCGGAGGCAAGCUCGCCAGCUCCAGCACUGAAGAAAUGUAUUCCACAUUCAGUGGGGUCUUUUUAUACCCUUAUUCUUCUUCUUACAGAUAAUUUAAUUCCAACAGAAAAGACAUUUAGGAAAGAUAUUCACUGUCAUUCAUUUGGGAGUGUUAAUAUAUACUAUUUACGAAUUACUUAUUUGUGAGCAGUUUUCUCUUUAUUCUGUACCCUGAUGUAUUUAUAUCACCAUGGCUAUAAAUGUCUGCUUUGUGCUCAGUAUUAGCAACAGUUUCCCAAACACUUUGUUAUAACACAACAUAGUGCACUGUUAAGGAAUGUAAGAGGCUUUUUUUUAUUCAAUUGAAGAUGUUCUUUUAUAUGUAAUUAUAUAUUUUUUAAAUUAUCCAGAACUUUUUUAUGCAAGUGCCAACAAUAUAGUAUUAUGUCUGAUAUUGCAUUCUUCUCACUCUGAUUUACCCUUGUAGCCAAUGCCUUUUCCAGGUUGGUCCUUGCUGUUUUCAAAAGCAUAAGAGUAUAAAGGGUGUGCCUUUUCAAAUAUCAUACCUCUGCUGUGCAGUAGCAGCCAAUCAGCACUUGUGUUUAACUGAUCUAGAGAUGAAAUUAUAAUGGAAAACAUUUGAUUGGUCCCUGACAGUCAUUGGAUCAGACUGAAGAAUGAGUGAACCUGUGUUCAGUGGGGUGAAAUGCACCAAACAGCACAGAGCCAAACUGAACUUUCUAAUUUAUCUGGAAUGAGUAUACAGGUAUGGGACCCGUUAUCCAGAAUGCUCGGGACCAGGGGUUUUCCGGACAAGGGGACUUUCCGUAAUCCGGAUCUCCUACCUAUAAAAAAUUAUAUAAACAGUAAUUAAGCCCAAUAGGAUUGUUUUGGCUCCAAUAAGGAUUAAUUAUAUCUUGUUUAGAAUCAAGUACAAGGUACUGUUUUAUUACUACAGAGAAAAAGGAAACCAUUAUUAAAAAUGUGAAUUAUUUGAUUAAAAUGGAGUCUUUGGGAGAUGGCCUUUCCGUAAUUCGGAACUCUCUGGAUAAUGGGUUUCCGGAUAAUGGGUUUCCAGAUAAGGGGAGCUGGCACAAGGUACAAUGGCCAAGCUUUGUCAAAAUGAAUUACUCAUUUUACUCAAUCCAGCAUUGCGGAGGCCCCUAGUGCCAAUCAGGUCAAUCCAAAUAUCCUUACUAUGAACUAUAACCCCCCAGCAUCUUCAGCCAAAGGGAAUUGUAUUUUAGGAAACAGCAAGGAGGGCGAGCAUAUGUUUUCCAUGGCUGCCCUAAUCUAAUCUGUGGAAACAAACAGAAGCUUGUGCAUGUUAUUCAAUAUUUUGUAUUUACUGUAUUGAGGCAUCAGGUAUCUACUGUAUAUGGGAGAAGAGAUUGUACUGUACAUGUGCUGUUUGCUUAUAUUUUAAAUCUAUUUUCUUCUAGAGAUUCUGUGGUAGAAAUCGGUGAUCACAAUGGUUUAUUUGAAUGUUCCCCUCUUGCAUUACAUUGGAAACAACUGCCUUCUGUAACCUAACAAACCCACAGACAUGUUUCAGAAGUAAUAAUAAUGCUCUGUUACCCUUCAUGUCUUUGAUACUCUCCAUUUAUAUUAGAAUCUCCCUCUUGCCUACACUGGGUGUAAUACAACCAAUUAAUUAAAGGCUACCCCCUCACUGCACUUUAUUAAAAAAUAUAUAUAUAUAUAUAUGUAGAGAGAGAGAUGGAUCAUUAUUAUUUCUUUUGAUUAUGGCAAGAAAGCUUCAUGAUUGCACAACUGAGAUACUACUGCACCCCCAAAUCCAAGAAAAAACUUGGGUAAAUCACCAUUAUGUCAUACACCUGCAACACAUGUAUUAAGGCUUAUUUGAUUCUUUACAUUAUUCUGUAGAAACAUGGAGCAUGGAUCCAUGGGUGCUGUAAUGAGUGGGACACCCAUGCAAACUUUUUAGUGGGUGCAAAAUGCAGCCCUUAGUGUGCAGUCACUUUGUGGCUUCCCUGAAACCUUCUUGCUUGUCUGUGAUUAAUAAAGUCCAAAGUGCACUCAAGCCCUCCCUAAAUGAAUGUAUGUUUUUGGGGUUGUCUAGAUAAUAUAUGUGUUUGUUUUAAGAUACCCACCACUGUGAUUUAACUGCCUGCUUUGCCUCUUUGUGCCAAACACUCUGUAUAGUUCUCUCUUAAGGAACCCUUUUUUCUAACCUCUAACAAAGCAGUUACACUUCUACAUGGCUAUGCAUUUCCUGUGGGUUUUUUUUACUUGUCAAAUUGGAAUGACUAUAAACUAUUUUAAAUAUUAAAGAUUUGACUAUUUUACAACUCA
Messenger RNA from Xenopus tropicalis (tropical clawed frog), 6100 nucleotides. It is a transcript of the gene emilin2, whose product is annotated as elastin microfibril interfacer 2. Gene Ontology annotation, cellular component: extracellular region. The record is from RefSeq and is a predicted model, not a curated record. Bases 397 to 3897 code for a protein of 1166 amino acids. The transcript is spliced from 11 exons. Lineage: Eukaryota; Metazoa; Chordata; Amphibia; Anura; Pipidae.